This is a messenger RNA of Pangasianodon hypophthalmus (striped catfish), 2329 nucleotides long. Its product is annotated as zinc finger protein 1 homolog. Lineage: Eukaryota; Metazoa; Chordata; Actinopteri; Siluriformes; Pangasiidae. The transcript is spliced from 4 exons. Gene Ontology annotation, molecular function: DNA-binding transcription factor activity; RNA polymerase II cis-regulatory region sequence-specific DNA binding. Gene Ontology annotation, biological process: regulation of transcription by RNA polymerase II. Gene Ontology annotation, cellular component: nucleus. Bases 156 to 1781 code for a protein of 541 amino acids. The record is from RefSeq and is a predicted model, not a curated record.
UGGCGCCAUUUUGCGAAGCGGACCCGGAAGUAAACCAUGCCGAGCUCGCAGUGUAUGUGUGGGGGGAUGUAAAUAGAGUGCAUAAACCUUUGAUUUAUCAAAAUAUAAACGUGUUGGAGACGGAAAAGAGCUGAUCAUCCCUCACGCACAGGAGCAUGAUGGAGGAGGAGUGUGUGGAUGGAGGAGGAGCUGUCCUGCAGCUCCACCUGCCCCGUGAUCCUCCAUCUUCCAGCACUGUGUCUGUAGGAACCGAUCUGUCCAUGGCCGACAUCUCGCAGCUCCACGCUGAAGUGUGUGAGCUCAGGAAGACGGUCAGUCAGCUGGAGGAGAGGCUCAGCCAAGCGCCCAAGCUCUCCAACCAGCAGGUGACGGGAGCGACUCCAGCGUUGUGCUCCAUGUGUAAAGCUGAUCUGAACCCCUCAGAAGUGCGAGACUCUGAGCACACACACAGUGUGUGUGGUGUUGGUGCAGCUGAAUGGCCUGAUGCUGGUCCACAGGAGAGUGAAUUUAAGUGUGAGGUGGAUGAACCCAGCACCUCAGUCCGUUUAUACAGUGAUCCAAACCCCACAGAGUCACGAUCCUCACCACACACUCCGCCAAAAACGUUUAACGGUGAAGAACAGCACUCGAUACACACUCCACUGAUGAUGUGUUCAGUGACACUGGUGGACUGCAGGACCAUGGUGGAGCUGAACGGAAACAUCACGCAACAAGAAGACCUGGAUGAUGGGAGUGUUCAUGCUGAGGAACCUGAGGAACCUGAAGAACCUGAUGAAGCUGAUGAAGAUGAUUUUUGUCCUUCAACUCCUUUAGGUGGCCGCAGCGAGUCUUGCGAUGAAGAAAGCAAAUCCUCAGUGAAACGAAAUCGGAAAAAGAAGAAGAGCGGAAUAAAAACGAUCUCUCCCUGCACCAUCUGCGGACAGGAGUUGAUGUCUGCAGCGUUUUUGACGAGACACAUGAAAAUGCACGAGAAUCGCGUAAAACAAAAGACACUUCGUCCUCACGUGUGUACCGUGUGUGAGAAAGGAUACCCCACGCACUCGGCCCUCAAAGUCCACAUGAAGUCGCACAGCGGAGACAAACCUUUCCGCUGUGAAUUGUGCGGCAACUGCUUCAAGACGAAAGGAAACCUCAAAUGCCAUCAGAGCAUACACACCGGGCAGCGGCCGUUUCAGUGCGCUUACUGUGAAAUGUGUUUCUAUCACAAAACACACCUCAAAAAACACGAACGCGUGCACACUAACGAGAAACCGUACGUGUGCUCCGUCUGUGAGAAAGGCUUCAUCACCAUCAGCGCUCUGAAACAGCACCAGAGGGUUCACACGGGUGAAAAGCCAUACUCCUGCUCCUACUGCGACAUGACGUUCGGCCAAAAAGUGAACCGCGACCGGCACGAGCGCACGCACACGGGGGAGAAGCCGUUCCUGUGCGACCACUGUGGGAAGGGGUUUUCAGACCCGCGGCAUUUUUACACCCAUAAACGGAUCCACGUAGGUGAGAAGCGCGAGAGGCCAUUCCAGUGCUCGUUCUGCGGCAACAGCUUCUUCUAUCGCAUCAACCUGAAGCAGCACGAACGCGUUCACACUAAAGAACGACCGUACAGCUGCACUCAGUGCCCAAAAACGUUCGCUCGGCCCGACGUGCUCAAAACACACCUGCGAGUUCACACGGGAGAGAAACCGUACCACUGCAGCAUCUGCGAUCAGGGCUUCACUUAUCUGGGCAGCUUCAGGGCGCAUCAGAAGAAUCACACCAAGGAGGACGUGAAGCAGAACCCAUAGCACAUGCUUGGACUUCCUUAUUAGACUUAUUAUGGAUGUGUACAAUGCUAAAGAACUGUGGAGAUAAUAGCAGAUUCUCCACUUUAGAUUUUAUUUAUAUGGUGAUUAAGCUUGUGCUGACAGACGUUCAUAUAAUCACUACGGCUUCCGGAAACAUACAAAACAUCAAGACAGUAAUGGAGCAAUCAUGACACCAAAUAUUUACGUGCUUUUCUAAAUGUAUUAGUCAGAGCAGCAGGUUUAUUUCUUCUUCAUGCAAAGAAGAGAAUAAUGGGAUUGGAUUCAUGCCUUCUAAUUUGGGUUUAAAAAUAUCAUGUUUAAUAUUAACGUAUAUGAUGUAAUGGAUGAUGGAGUUUAGAUUGCAGAUAAAAAGUUUUCUAAACCAGUUUAACAUGGCCAUGUCAUUGUGAAAGCUCCACCCUCACAGUCACAGUAUAAAACUUUAAUUGUAAUUCACAAAUAACUACCAUACAGCAGAGUUUAUUGUCACACUUAUCCUUUGUUGCUUGCUAUUCUAACCAUUAAACACAAUAUAUGUGUUCUCCGCA